GAAAUUAAAUUUUUUUUUUGCUUUAGUUGGGAAAAUUCCCAUCUAUUUACAUUUUAAAUGAGAAAAAGAAAUAUUAAUAUUAUGAGCAUAAAUAAAAGUCUUUAAAACGUUAUUAUAUUUAUUAUAUACAUUUUAUAUAAACUAAUAUUUUACGAUAAAUUUAAUUUUUUUUAAAUUUUUUUUCGUAAAAUUCUGGGGAAAAAAAAUGAUUUUCUUAAUGUAGUUUCUCCACAAAUUUACUUUAAAAAAAUUAGGAUUAAUAUAUAUAUUCUAUGAAGGAAGUAUAAUUCUCAAAAUAUACUUCUUUAUUAAGAUGCCUAAACAAAAUCCAAUCCACGAGCUUAAAUUGAAACCGGGAGAAGGAGAAUUGAAAAAAAGGAUCCGCGAGGAUCAUGGUUAUAAAGCUAAGCCGAACUUCGAUAUUAUGUAUUCUGCGAGAGAUUUGGAUCAAGGUUGGGCUUGGCUGGUGAUGAUAAGUUCAUUCUUUGGAUGCUUUAUAAGUGCAGGUAUGUGUUAUUCUUAUGGAGUAUAUUACACUGCAUACAUCAAUCAGUAUCCCGAUCAAAAAAUUUUGAUAUCCGUGUUGAUUGGACUUCCUAGCGCUUUAUUUUUGCUUCUGGGACCUGUUUCUGUUUAUCUAUCAAGAAAAAUUGGCUAUCAUUGGACGGUUGUCAUAGGUUGCACCGUGGGCACUUUAGGGCAUUUAGCUUCGUAUUUUUCCACUCAAAUAGAAUUUUUAUGUUUUAGCCAUGGUUUUUUGGUUGGAAUUGGAGGCGGAAUAUUAUAUUCACCAGUCGUUUGCAUAUUAAAAUUAUGUUUUGUCAGGAGAUACGUAUUGGCUAACGCUUUUGGGCUGAGUGGGAUAGCUUGUGGUUGUAUAAUAUUUCCUUUCAUUUUUCAUGCCCUGUUAAAGCAAUAUGGUUUGAGAGGAUCUUUUAUUAUCGGGGCAUCAAUCUAUAUGCAAGCAUAUAUUAUAGCAGCCAUUUUGGCCUACCCUAGUAAUAAAUGCGAAGAUAGCGGUUUUGGGAAAGAUUUAGACGGAGGGAUAAUAGGCUUAGGAAUUAAUGAAUCAAGAGGGACCUUAACGAAAAGGGUUAGUUUUAUAGAUAUUAGUGGAAAACAAUCGCUAGUUUCUGUUAUUUCCGCUCCACCCGUUGUGAUAGCUGAAAUUAUCGAAUCUAUCAAGGAGGAAGAAAAAUCCCUGCUUAGAAGCCAUAUGAGUUUAAAUGUUAAAGCCGAUGGUGAUGAGGAUAAAAGACUCUACGGCGAUAUAUUGAAUGAUGCAGAUAUUCAGGAUAAGAAUAUUAAUGAUAAAGUGUCCAACUAUGCUAGUGAUAGCCCUGAAGAAUUAUCAUCGGGUUCUGAUUCAGAAAAAAAUUUAAUAUCGUCACCCAAAAUUCAAAGUGCAAUAAAUCAUCAUGACUCAGUUAAUGACGGGAUUGUAAAUGCAUGUAAUUCUUCUGAUUCAUCUCGCUCAUCUAUAGAACCUAAGAUUUUAUUACCUUCAACUUUCACUUUACCAACUAAGAUAAAGGUGAAAAGUCUUAAAUUCAUGCUAUUUAUAUUAUAUGCCCCUUUCGAACAAACUAGCAGUAUCAUAGUUCUUAUAAUGAUAACCAAAUUUGCCCAAGGACUGGGUAUUAAUUCAUUUUUGAGCUCCACGUUAAUUUCUUGGAUUGGAAUAGGUGAAUUAUGUGGUUGCAUAUCCAUCGUUUUGUGGGGUAUUUACUAUUCUUCUUCUCUAUUAAACAAUUCAAAUAUUCAAGGCCUCCACGAAACACUUGAUAAUGGUUCUUCGUACACUGGCGUAUUCUUUAUUACUGGCUUAUUGGGUCAGUGUAUUAUAAGCGCCAUACUAUUAAUGAACAUUUCAUCCAAGUACAUCCACUUUUGUCUAUUGAUGCUUCUAUUUGGCUAUUGCUACGGAGUCAGAAUAGCGCUCUUAAACCAAUUGGUAAUCGAUUUGUUUGGCUCUAAUAAAUUUUCCCUGGUCUAUGGCAUAUACUUUUUUGCUGCCGGAAUGGGUUGUCUUGUCUGUCUUCCAUUAGCCACCUGGCUAUCAAACGUUUUUGAUAACCAGUUAGCUAUGUUUUAUAUAACGACCACGACAUUUAUCAUUUGCUUAAUAAUUCUUACUAUAGUCUCGUUUUCCGUCUAUUAUAGUAAAUGGAAAUUUGAAAAAGUUGUAUCAAAGUGCAAAUAUUUGGUAGAAUUUAAAAAUGGGAUAGUGUAAUAUGUAAAUAUAUUUUAUAAUAAUAUAUAAAGUAAUUUAUUUAAUCUUACAUGCUUGAAUAAUGAAUUUAAAAAAAUAUAUCGAAUAUACUUUUAUAUUGGAGUUAUAUUAAAACUUUAAUCAAAUGUUUAUUUUGUAUGAUUGAAUAUUUAUUUAACUAUGUUAGCGAAAUAAUUGAAUUGUAUAAAUGCAUGAAAUAUUUGUGUUAUCUGAGUCAUUAAUCCAUAUAAUAUUUGUAGGGGAUAAGUACCUUAAACGACGAUGGGCGUAGACCUGCCACCCCACUUAAAUUUUAACAAUUGGGCCAAUUUAUCUCAAAACUUGUCGAAAUAUGUAUUUUAUGUCAUUUACCUUACCUUAAUCUAUUUAUUCAAUUGAUCAAAUUGUAAAUAAAUAUUUUGAAAUGAUUAUUUUAAAGUGGUCUUCUGGUCACUUCUCUUAUACUACAUUUAAAGUGCAAAACGUUAAUUU
Gordionus sp. m RMFG-2023 is the source of this 2704-nucleotide messenger RNA. RefSeq lists its product as uncharacterized. The record is from RefSeq and is a predicted model, not a curated record. Gene Ontology annotation, cellular component: membrane. Gene Ontology annotation, biological process: transmembrane transport. The coding region runs from base 314 to 2233 and encodes 639 amino acids. Gene Ontology annotation, molecular function: transmembrane transporter activity. The transcript is spliced from 3 exons. NCBI's taxonomy places the organism in Eukaryota, Metazoa, Nematomorpha, Gordioida, Chordodea, Parachordodidae.